Molecule: messenger RNA, 1023 nt
Organism: Nestor notabilis (Kea)
Lineage: Eukaryota; Metazoa; Chordata; Aves; Psittaciformes; Psittacidae
Gene: MCHR2
Product: melanin-concentrating hormone receptor 2
Exons: 5
Biological process (GO): neuropeptide signaling pathway
Cellular component (GO): membrane; neuron projection
Molecular function (GO): neuropeptide binding; G protein-coupled receptor activity
Source: RefSeq, a predicted model, not a curated record
AUGAGUGAAUUUCAGCAUUCCUGUCAGAAUGGUACACCAGGCUUGUUUAACAGAUCUUGGAGUGGAUGGCACCAUUGCCAGGUGAUAGGUGCUGUAGAGGCAAUUAUCCUUCCCUCUCUGUUUGGGAUUAUCUGUUCAACAGACUUAGUUGGAAACAUCCUCAUUGUGUGCACAAUAAUAAGGUAUGGAAGACAAACUAUACCAGAUAUCUACAUCUGCAAUCUAGCUAUAGCAGAUUCAGUUCAUAUCAUUGACAUGCCCUUUCUCAUUCACCAGUGGGCACAUGGAGGCGAGUAGAUUUUUGGCAGCCCUCUUCACACCAUCAUUACCUCCCCGGACACAUGUAACCAGUUUACAUGCAGUGCCAUUAUGACCACAAUGAGUUUGGACAGGUACCUCACUCUUGUCCAGCCAUUUCAUCUAAGCCAUCCUAGAACAAGAUAAAAGACAAUUUGAAUCAAUUUAUGUUAAUGGGUGGCAUCGCUUAUUCGGAUGUUCCCUGUGUGGGUCUACUCAAAAGUAAUCAAGUUCAAAGAUGGUUUGGAAAGUUGCACUUUUGGUUUAACCUCACCUGAUGAUGUUCUCUGGUAUACACUUUAUGUUACUGUAACAACUUUCUUUUUUCCUUUAUCACUGAUUUUUAUUUGCUAUAUUUUCAUUUUAUGUUACACAUUGGAGAGGUAUCAGCAAAACAAGCAAGCAGGAAGGUAAAGUAUCUCCAGGCAAAGAAUGUUGAGGCUUACUAAGAUGGUGCUUGCUCUAGUCAGCAUGUUUGUGGUAAGCGCUGCCCCAUUCUAUGUGAUCCAGCUCAUGAAUCUUCAGGUUUCUCAACCAACCCUGACCUUCUAUGUAAGCUACAUCUCCAUCUGCCUCAGCUAUGCCAGCAGCAGCAUUAAUCCCUUUCUCUAAAUCCUGCUUAGUGGGAACUUCCAGAAGCGUCUCUGGCAGUGCGCAAACGCGGAAGUCAGGAUGGCAGAACAGGAUGUUAAUGUCAUUGAAAACACCCUCAAGUCAAGUUUUUGA